Molecule: messenger RNA, 2715 nt
Organism: Sander lucioperca (pikeperch)
Lineage: Eukaryota; Metazoa; Chordata; Actinopteri; Perciformes; Percidae
Gene: pus7
Product: pseudouridine synthase 7
Exons: 18
Coding region: 390-2303 (637 amino acids)
Biological process (GO): pseudouridine synthesis
Cellular component (GO): nucleus
Molecular function (GO): RNA binding; pseudouridine synthase activity
Source: RefSeq, a predicted model, not a curated record
UUUAUUUUUAAUUUUUCUCUUUUUUUGCUGUCGGUCGAGAGUGGUCGAGUAUGGGGAAUGAUUGACAGGUCCCUAACCAAACGUUUGCAGUGGGAGGGCUUUAGGGUAGGUUCUGUUUCCGGAAGCAACGACACACAGACACACAGACACACACACACACACACGUGUGGAAUAAGCUGGCGUUCAACGCUGUCCGUACUCUAGUGAUUAUCACCAGACGCAGUACCUGCCUGGAACUCGGGUCCGUUAAGAAGUCCCUGCAAGUGUUUGGCAGCUGUCAGACAAGAAGCGUUUCCCAGAGCCACAUCUGUCUCUUGCCUUGCCUCAGCUCCACAAACAACGCUAUUAAGUCAGUAGCAUCGUUUUCUAGGCCAUUAAUCUUGGCUCUGAUGGCUGAGUCUGAGCCUGUGCCUGUUCCUGUCCAGUUGGGAGAAAAGAGAGGCUGUCCAGAGGAUGAAGAGGAAGACACGCCAUCAAAGAAACCCAAAGUUGAGAGCGAUCACGAGAAUGGAGGCCCUCCCCACCAAGAUGAGGAGGAAGAGCCAGAGGGUGAAACAAAUGAUGGAGAGGAGGAUGGUGAGACCUUUGCUGAUAUGAUGAAGUAUGGCCUCACUGAGUUGGAUGUGGGCAUCCUGAAGUAUGUCAGUGACCACGAGGGCUUCUCAGGAAUCCUGAAGGAAAGAUAUUCUGAUUUUGUGGUGCAUGAAAUCAACAAAGAAGGCAAGAUCUUGCAUUUAGAUGACCUCUCUAUCCCUGCAGAGGCAGAGGAAGUCCCAGAGGCUCAGUCGCAGCCAGAGGAAUCUGACGUGCUGACUGAAGAGCAGAAAAAGCAGCUUGGGGAGCUGCAGCACUUUAAGAAUAAAGAGGACAAUGUCUCUAUUGAGGUGAUGGAUGAUACUAAAGAGAAGCGGACGCUGGUCCACAAAGCCAUCAAGACUCAGUUUGCUGGUCUGGAGACAAAGACAGAAGAGAAGGAAGGACGCAAGUUCAUAGUGGCCUACCAUGCUGCUGGGAAGAAAGCUCUAGCUGAGGUCAAAGCAACUGCAGCUCCAAGGAAACACUUCUGGCCCAAAAACCGGGGCAGUUUCUGCCACUUUGUCCUGUACAAGGAGAACAAGGACACCAUGGACGCUAUCAAUGUGCUAUCAAAGUUCCUCAGGCUUAGACCCAACAUGUUUUCCUACAUGGGAACCAAGGACAAGAGAGCCAUCACUGUGCAGGAGAUUGCAGUGCUCAAGAUCACAGCAGAGAGGUUGGCUCAUCUCAACAAGUGCCUCAUGAACCUCAAGCUGGGAAACUUUUGCUACAAAAACCACCCUCUUAAACUGGGAGAGCUGCAGGGAAACCACUUCACUGUGGUCAUCAGGAACAUCUCAGGGACCGAUGAGCAGGUCGCUCAGGCCAUGACAUCCCUCAGGCAGACAGGCUUCAUCAACUACUAUGGCAUGCAGCGCUUUGGCACCACAGCUGUGCCUACACAACAAGUUGGCAGAGCUAUCUUGAAAGAUAACUGGAAAGAGGUGGUGGAUUUGAUUCUGAAGCCUCGUCCUGGAGCGGAGAAAGAGUUCCUGGUCCGCUGCAGGGAGGAGUGGGCAAAGACUCAGGAUCCAGAGGCAGCCCUGAAAAAGCUGCCCAACAAGCGCUGUGUGGAGGGGCAGCUGCUGCGGGGCCUGUCUAUGUAUGGCAAGAAGAACAUCGUCACUGCUUUUGGACUGAUCCCUCGUAACAACCGUCUGAUGUACAUCCACAGCUACCAGAGCGUGGUGUGGAACACCAUGGUGAGCCGGAGAAUCGAGGCCUUCGGUCUGAAGGCUGUGGAGGGGGACCUGGUGCUUAAAGGAACCACAGCACACGUGCUGUCUGCAGAGGAGGCCGAGAGUCGCUCCAUCCAUGACAUCGUAAUGCCACUUCCUGGGUUUGAUGUCAUCUACCCCUCUCAUCAUGUGGGUAAAGGUUACAGAGAGCUGCUCUCUGCAGACGGGUUGGACAUCGACAACAUGAGACACAAAGUGAAGGACUACUCUCUGGCUGGAGCGUACAGACGCAUCAUUAUCAGACCCAGUGAUGUCAGCUGGGAGGUGAUUAAAUACGAUGACCCCAGGAUCUCCCUGGUGCAUAGUGAUUUUGAGAAACUGGAGAACAAACCUGCUCCUGUCUUCAACAAUGAGGGGAAGUAUCGAGCUCUGCGGAUGGAGUUCUCCCUGCCUCCCUCAACCUACGCCACCAUGGCAAUCAGAGAGGUCCUCAAGUUGGACACUAGCAUCAAGAAACAGACACAGCUCAACACCACCUGGUUCAACUGAGACCAAAACACACCGGCACAAACUGGACUGCUGCUGCAGGCUGCAAAGCACCUGUCUACUGUGGCUACUAACUGUUGUGAGUGUUUUUAAAUGUGUUAUGCCGCGUGUGACAGUGAGAGCAAUUGGGUUCGGUGUGAAGCCAAAAGGUUAUUUCUUUGGAGUACAAAGAGCAACAAUUUAUCAUUAUUCAACUUUUUUUAAGUGUUUCUGUGCUGCUAUGAUUCAGCAUAUUUUGACAAUGAUUUAAGUAGACUUUUCUGCUUUCAGGCUGCUGUCUCAUACAGUAAUCCCUGGUGCACAGGGUGCUCAGCAAGCCCUCUUUGUACAGAAAUAUGAGUUUUUCUUUUUUAACUUUAAGCUAAAUGUGUAAAUUGAAAACUCUUGAAGAGAGAAAUUAAAAAUGUUGAGUUAA